Messenger RNA from Jaculus jaculus (lesser Egyptian jerboa), 1794 nucleotides. RefSeq names its product origin recognition complex subunit 4 (gene Orc4). The transcript is spliced from 13 exons. The record is from RefSeq and is a predicted model, not a curated record. Lineage: Eukaryota; Metazoa; Chordata; Mammalia; Rodentia; Dipodidae. Gene Ontology annotation, biological process: DNA replication initiation; DNA replication. Gene Ontology annotation, cellular component: nuclear origin of replication recognition complex; nucleus. Gene Ontology annotation, molecular function: ATP hydrolysis activity; DNA replication origin binding. Bases 79 to 1521 code for a protein of 480 amino acids.
GCAUGCCGGGAGUGCGGGUGUGCUGUUGGCAGCGGCAGGUGAGGACGCUGUGGGAGAGCCUCUUGCGGUGGCUGCUGCAUGCCGGCUUUGCCCAGGCAAAGGCGGGAACCUUCUGGAGGAAUCAAAUUUGUUGAAAUGAGUAAUCGCAAAACAAAGAGUAACAUCUUAGUACGUGCAGAGUCCCUUUCACAGGUACAAAGAAUUUUACGUGAAAGAUUUUGCCAUAGUACUCAUGGUGAACUAUUUGGAGUGCAAGUACAAUACAAGCACUUAAUUGAGCUGCUAAAAAGAACUGCUAUCCAUGGAGAAAGUAACUCUGUACUUAUUAUUGGACCCAGAGGAUCAGGAAAGACCAUGUUAAUAAAUCAUGCUUUGAAAGAACUCAUGGAAAUAGAAGUGAGUGAAAAUGUAUUACAAGUUCACCUAAAUGGAUUGCUUCAUAUCAAUGAUAAAAUUGCUCUAAAGGAGAUCACAAGGCAGUUAUAUCUGGAAAAUGUGGUUGGAGAUAAAGUUUUUGGAAGCUUUGCUGAAAACCUUUCGUUUCUUCUGGAAGCUUUAAAAAAAGGUGACCGGACUCACAGUUGCCCAGUGAUCUUCGUGUUAGAUGAAUUUGAUCUUUUUGCUCAUCAUAAAAACCAAACACUGCUCUAUAAUCUUUUUGACAUUUCUCAGUCUGCUCAGACUCCAUUAGCAGUUAUUGGCCUUACAUGUAGAUUGGAUAUUUUGGAACUCUUAGAAAAAAGAGUGAAGUCACGAUUUUCUCACCGGCAGAUACAUUUAAUGAAUUCAUUUGGCUUUCCACAGUUCAUUAAAAUAUUUAAAGAACAAUUAUCUUUACCUGCAGAAUUUCCAGAUAAAGUUUUUGCUGAGAAAUGGAAUGAGAAUGUACAGUGUCUCUCAGAAGACAGAAGUGUGCAUGAAGUUCUACAGAAGCAUUUUAAUGUCAAUAAAAACCUGCGGUCAUUACAUAUGCUAUUGAUGGUUGCUUUAAGCCGAAUAACUGUAUCGCGCCCAUAUCUGACCUCAGCAGAUCUGAUGGAGGCACACCAGUUAUGUAGCAUGGAUUCUAAAGCAAAUAUUGUACAUGGUCUCUCAGUCUUAGAAAUCUGCCUUAUAAUAGCAAUGAAACAUUUAAAUGACAUCUAUGAAGAGGAGCCCUUCAAUUUUCAAAUGGUCUAUAAUGGUGAGAGAAGAAUUAGGUACUUUCUUUCUGGGACUUCCCUGAUGCCUGAGAAUACUAAUGUCCUCAUUGAUUACUCUCCAGAGUUUCAGAAAUUUGUUCAAAGAAAAGCUCAUUCAGUUUAUAAUUUUGAGAAGCCUGUUGUCAUGAAGGCUUUUGAACACUUACAACAAUUGGAACUAAUAAAACCCAUGGAAAGAACUUCAGUAAAUUCACAGAAAGAAUACCAACUUAUGAAGCUACUUCUGGAUAACACUCAAAUUAUGAAUGCUUUGCAGAAAUACCCUAACUGCCCUACAGACGUUAGGCAGUGGGCAACUUCAUCUCUGAGCUGGCUAUGAUCCUUAUAGGCACACUUCUCUGAAAAACAAAAACAAACAAAAAGCCGCUGUCUUAACAGGAUAUAUUAAUUGCAUUCCUUUAUAAGAAGGAUUAUGCUUAUGGGGAACGUACAUGUAGUAUCUUGGCUGUACCUUGUAUCAUGAGUAUGUGUCAUGUGAUAUACAUUCCAGUGAUUUAGAGUGCAGUAAGUGGUAGUUCAAAUAAACAAAAUGUGACUGUUAGGGAUGGAGCUGUAUUAUUACUCAAUAAACACCUGUGAAUUAUUUUUGUGA